AUGACUGAAAAUCAGUCAAGUGUAGCAUCUGGCCCGGCUGUACGGUCCGAGGAUCCAGCAUGGGCUUAUGGCCGUGCUGUGCCGGAUGCAAGAAAUAACACCCAGUGUACUUUUUGUUGUAAAAUGAUAAGGGAGGGAGGAAUUACUAGGCUCAAGUAUCAUUUAGCUGGGAUUCCGGGUGAUGUUGAAGCAUGUAAAAAAGUAUCUGAAGAUGUAAAAUGGCAAAUGAAACAGUUGAUUGAAGAUUUAAAGAAAAGUAAACAGAAAAAAAGAAGAAUGAAUAAAGAAAUUACAAAUCCCUAUGAUGUAAAGGAGAAGGAGGAGGAUGAUCAUCAUCAUGAUGAAGGUAAUAAUGAUAAUGAGAGAGGGGGUUCAAAGAGUCAUUCAUCAAUUAGUAAUUAUAACACUAAGGGGAAAGAAAAAGUUGGAGAAAAGUCAAACAUUAAAUCCUAUUUUGCUCCAAGAACAAAACCUGGUUCUCAACCAUCCAUAAGGUCUUCUUUGGCCUCAAAGCAAAUGGUUGAGAAGGCAAGAAUGAAUUUUGCAAGAUGGUGGUACCAUGCUAAUAUACCUUUCCAUGCCGCUCACUCUGUGUAUUAUCAAGAAGCUUUAGAUAGUGUAGCAGCUAUUGGGCCUGGUUUUAAGGGACCUUCUUAUCAUGACUUGAGGGGGCCUUUAUUACAAAAACAUGUGGGUGAAAUGAAUGAUUAUCUCUUAGAUGUGAAAAAUGAUUCGAAAGUUUAUGGGUGUUCAAUUAUGUCAGAUGGGUGGACAAAUCAAAAGAGAGCUCCAAUCAUUAAUUUUUUAGUGUAUUGUCCUAGAGGUAUCAUGUUUCUUAAAUCCCUUAAUGUGUCAGGCCUAACAAAGGAUGCAGAUACAUUGUUUAAGUUGUUUGAUAAAGUUGUUCAAGAAGUUGGGCCUAAGAACGUUGUGCAGUUCAUUACAGAUAAUGAUGCUUCUUACAAGUCUGCAGGAAAGAAGCUAAUGCAGAAAUAUGGGACAUUCUAUUGGUCUCCUUGUGCAGCCCAUUGCAUUGAUUUAAUGUUGGAAAAUUUUUCUGAUAAAAGAUAUUUUCCUAUCAUUGAUGAAACCAUUCAAAAGGCUCAAAAGAUUACCAAAUUCAUAUACAACCAUGGCAAGAUUUUAGCUUUGAUGAGAAGCGACUUCACUAAUGGUAGGGAUUUGAUUCGUCCAGCCAUCACAAGGUUUGCAACUGAGUUUUUAAGUCUUCAAUGCUUGACUAAGUUCAAGAAAGAACUUAGGCAAAUGUUUACUUGUGAUCAACGGGUUGAAUCUCGAUAUGCUAGGGAUGUCAUGGGAAAGGAGGUGGCUGCAAUUGUUUUGGAAGAUAGAGAGUUUUGGUUACAAUGUCAACAAAUAGUGAAGAUUAGUGAGCCUUUGGUUAGAGUACUACGUCUUGUAGAUGGGGAUGAAAAACCAUCAAUGGGAUACUUGUAUGAGGCAAUGGAUAAAGCAAAGGAGAAUAUAAAAGCAAGGCCGUCAUUUAAGAAGCAAAAAGAUGUUACAAAAGGCCUACUUAGUACCAUUACAAGGCUGGUUUCUGAUCCUGAUGAGCAAGAUAUUCUUAGUUCUCAAAUUGAAUCAUACAAAAAGUCUUUAGGUGACUUUGGAAUGCCUAUGGCAAUCCGCCAACGUGAAAAACUAAGUCCAGUUGCUUGGUGGGAGAAAUUUGGAAAUGACACUCCGAAAUUACAAAAGUUUGCAAUUCGAGUGCUAAGUCAGUGUUGUAGUGCAACUGGUUGUGAAAGAGCUUGGAGCAUGUUUGAGUUUGUCCAUUCCAAGAGGAGAAAUAAGCUUGAGCAUAAACGUUUGAAUGACUUGGUGUAUGUUCGGUAUAAUCUGUUGUUACGAGAAAGGAACAUUAGAAGGACAAAGGAUUACUUGGAUCCUAUAAACCUUGAUAAUAUUGAUUUAAUGGAGGAUUGGGUAGCUGAGGAAUCUGAAUUUUUGUUACUAACUGAGGAAGGUGUGAAUUGGGAUAGCAUUGAAGAACCAUUAGCAACAAUGACUUUAGAAGAUGAUAAUGAUGAUGAUGAUGAUGUUGUUGUUCUUGAUGAGGAAGAUGGUGAAAAUGAUGUUGUGUUGACAGAUGCUAAUACUCAUGUGUAUUAUGGUCCUGAUGUAAAUCCUUUUGAAGGAUGGGAGUAG
Molecule: messenger RNA, 2169 nt
Organism: Quercus robur (English oak)
Lineage: Eukaryota; Viridiplantae; Streptophyta; Magnoliopsida; Fagales; Fagaceae
Exons: 4
Coding region: 1-2169 (722 amino acids)
Molecular function (GO): protein dimerization activity; DNA binding
Source: RefSeq, a predicted model, not a curated record